AUGCGUGCUUCUCCAGUCAUGAAGAAGGACAUCUACAAGACUAUGAAGAAGAUCCCCGUCCACAAGUCUUCUCUCAAGAAAUGUCCUUGUUGCCAAAACAACUUGUCCCGCAAGAAAGAGUACAGCGUCGUUCAAGCUCGCCUGUUCUCCAGUGAAUCAAUUACUACGAUUGCUUCCCAAGGGCUGUACUGUGGCCGAAACCGGUGCAAACUCUACUUCAGGCACAACUUUGUCUGGUUGGGCGGGCAGAAGAUCAAUUGCAUGAGCUUCAAUGAGAUGAAAAAAAACUGGGCUCUACUUUGUCACCUCCAAGACUGCCUUCACCAUGAAGUACCUCGAGCUGUGUUAUCUUCGCCUCUUACGCGCCAAGACAAGGUUUGGGCAGGAAGCGGCAGUUCGCCAAAUCGAGAUGACACUGACAUGUUCUGGGGCCACUCCUCCUUCCGUGAUCAUCUGCUCCAUGCACUCGAAGGUUACGCCCUGGCACGCCGUGACCCAACCAAGGUCAUCGAGGCGUUACUUUCUCCUGUGGAACCUGGUCGGCAAGUCAAGCUCAAGGGUCGCCCUAUGAAGCGUCUCUAUGAGCAUGACCGCUCAUGCCACUGCAAGCAGAAAGAUGCAGUCCGCCAUGUCCUACCUGACCGCACCGCCGGAUGGCAAUUUGCCAUUGACCCUGCAACUGGCCAAGUUCUGGGUGCGUACGAGCAUGUGGUCAAUGAGCGAAAUGAAGACAAAGUUGCUCUACUCAAGAAAGUCUUGGCCAUGCCUUUGGUAUCUGCUGAUCUUCUCCUACAUGACGAUGCUUGCCACUUUGAGGCCUAUGUCCAGAAGCACGCUGGUGAUGCUUUUGAUGGUGUCAAGUACUACCUGGUUGAUU
Molecule: messenger RNA, 877 nt
Organism: Durusdinium trenchii
Lineage: Eukaryota; Dinophyceae; Suessiales; Symbiodiniaceae
Source: the annotation of a GenBank genome assembly